This is a messenger RNA of Glycine soja, 732 nucleotides long. Its product is annotated as protein PELPK1-like. Lineage: Eukaryota; Viridiplantae; Streptophyta; Magnoliopsida; Fabales; Fabaceae. Bases 94 to 471 code for a protein of 125 amino acids. The record is from RefSeq and is a predicted model, not a curated record. The transcript has a single exon.
AUCCUUCAGCCUCUCAUACAAUCUCAGAGCACAUACACACCAUAUUCAUAUUUGGCAAUUCCUCUUCUUCAUUCUUACCAUUUCCAUUGAGCUAUGGCCUCAAGCAAAUUAUUCAUCACAGCUUUCCUUCUUGCUCUGACCUUCUCAAGCAUGAGCAUGAGCCUAGCAGCUCGCCAUCUUAUGCAAACAAGUACUGCACCAAAUUUGCCGGGUAUUCCAAGUUUGCCUUCACCAACAUUGCCACCUUUGCCUUCACUUCCAACACUGCCUCAGGCCAAUGUUCCACCUUUGCCUACUAUCCCAACACUUCCACAACCUAACCUACCAUCUUUGCCAACCACUUUGCCUCCACUUCCCAGCAGCAUCCCUACCAUUCCAACACUCCCACAGCUCAACAUUCCUCCAUUGCCCUCAAUUCCAACCACUAUGCCCUCCAUCCCAUUCCUCUCCCCACCACCUUCCACUCCUUAAAAUACCUUUCAUAAUUUCAUCCUGGGCUACCUACGCCCUCUGACUUGGUAUAUCUCUGCCAAGUUGCAUGCAUGCAAUAGAUCGAUAUAGUUUGAUUUCUUUCGCGUUUGUGAGAGCAUUAUUGUAUGGUGUUAUCAUAGUAAUAUUUUUGUUGUUUGUUGUGAAAAACAGUGUAUUUUCUUUUCAAUUUAUGAGUUGUUUCUUGUUACUGUUUGUAAUUUUUUAUUAUUAUAUUAUAGAUUGUGACUGAUUACACAGAUA